Messenger RNA from Insectozyma verbasci, 858 nucleotides. NCBI's taxonomy places the organism in Eukaryota, Fungi, Ascomycota, Pichiomycetes, Serinales, Debaryomycetaceae. The record is from the annotation of a GenBank genome assembly.
AUGCCUUUACGUCGUUCAGCUAGAGUUUCAAGCAAAACAGAUAAUCCAACCCAAGAACCACCAACCAAAAAAGCAAAAACUGAGGAAACCCAAGAAGAAGUAGAUAUUGAAAAAGUUUCCUCGGAAUUAGAAAUUGGUGAUAGUUUACCAAAUAUCGAAUUGAAAAAUCAAAAUGAUGAAUCAAUUAAAAUCUCAGAUGUUGUCAAGGAUCAUAAAUACGUUGUGAUUUUCGCAUACCCAAAAGCUUCAACUUCCGGAUGUACAAAACAAGCAAUUGGAUUCAAUAAUAAUAUUGAUUUCUUUGAUGAUAAAAAUACUAUCGUAUUUGGUAUUUCUCCCGAUUCUCCAAAGGGUCAAAAAUCAUUUGCGGAUAAAUAUGGUUUUAAAUAUGAUUUAUUAAGUGAUCCUAAAAAGGAAUUGAUUUCAAUUUUAGGUGCGAAGAAGAAACCAAAUGGUAUUAUUAGAUCUCAUUUUAUUUUUGUAAGUGGAAAAUUAGUUGAUAAAAGCGUCAAUGUUAAACCGGAUGAUAGUUAUAACAAUGCCAAAAAGGAGAUUGAAAAAUUAGAAGCUGGUGAUAAUGAUAAGGAUGUGAAAGAAGAAAAAGAUAAUGGAGAACAGGAAGAUGUUGAAAAGAAAGAAAAAAAUGGUGACAAUGUUAAAGAAGCUAAAGAAAAUGAAGAUUCUGAAAACAAAAGUGAUAGGAAUCAUUCCGAAAAAGCAGCUAAUGAUGAUAAAGAAGCUAAAGGAACCACUGAUGCUAAAGGUGAAGGUGAAGCAAGUUCAAAAAUCAAGGAAGCUGAAGAUCGUGAAGCUGAUAAUAAUUUUGAACCUGCUAAUGGGGAUGAACCAGCUGAAUAA